CCAUUGGAGAGGUGCGGUUGGAAGUUGGCCUGCCCAAGGAAAGCCUGACCCGAAGGCUGGUCCCUCUUUAAAGUAAACUAACGCUCACCCUUUGACUCUUGGUCAAGAGUCGUCCUGAGCUGACCGAGGCUGCCUUCAGCAGCAUUUGGAGUCUUGCAGAGGAAACCUCGGGACCAGCUGCCUCUAGGAACCAUGCCGACGGUGGAUGAUAUUCUAGAACAUAUAGGGGAAUUCCACCUUUUCCAGAAACAGACAUUUUUCCUCUUAGCUCUGCUCUCAGGUGCCUUCACUCCCAUCUACGUGGGCAUCGUCUUCCUGGGCUUCACCCCUAACCACCGCUGCUGGAGUCCUGGGGUGGCCGAGCUGAGCCGGCGAUGUGGCUGGAGCCUAGCAGAGGAGAUGAACUACACCGUGCCGGGCCUGGGCUCUGCGGACGAGGCCUCCUUCCUCAGCCAGUGCAUGCAGUAUGAGGUGGACUGGAACCAGAGCACCCUUGACUGCGUGGACCCACUGUCCAGCCUGGCUGCCAACAGGAGCCACUUGCCACUGAGCCCCUGCCGGCACGGCUGGGUGUACGACACUCCCGGCUCCUCCAUCGUCACUGAGUUUAACCUAGUGUGUGCUCACUCCUGGAUGCUGGACCUGUUUCAGUCGGUGGUGAACGUGGGGUUUUUCAUCGGUGCUGUAGGGAUUGGCUACCUAGCAGACAGGUUUGGCCGGAAGUUCUGCCUCUUGGUCACCAUCCUCAUCAACGCUACCUCCGGGGUUCUCAUGGCAGUUUCCCCCAACUAUGCCUGGAUGUUGGUGUUUCGCUUCCUCCAGGGACUGGUCAGCAAAGCGGGCUGGUUAAUCGGCUACAUCCUGAUUACAGAAUUCGUUGGCCUGGGCUAUCGCAGGACAGUGGGGAUUUGUUACCAAGUGGCCUUUACCGUUGGGCUCCUGAUACUGGCGGGCGUGGCCUAUGCCCUUCCCCACUGGCGAUGGCUGCAGUUCGCUGUGACUCUGCCCAACUUCUGCUUCCUGCUCUAUUUCUGGUGCAUACCCGAAUCUCCAAGAUGGCUGAUCUCCCAGAACAAGAAUGCAAAGGCCAUGAAGAUAAUUAAGCACAUUGCUAAGAAAAACGGAAAACCAAUGCCAGUGUCUUUUCAGAGCCUGAGAGCAGAUGAGGAUGCGGGCGAGAAGCUGAACCCUUCAUUCCUGGACUUGGUCAGAACCCCUCAGAUAAGGAAACAUACUUUGAUCUUGAUGUACAACUGGUUCACGAGCUCUGUUCUCUACCAGGGCCUCAUCAUGCACAUGGGCCUCGCGGGAGGCAACAUCUACCUGGAUUUCUUCUACUCUGCCCUGGUGGAAUUCCCAGCUGCCUUCCUCAUCAUCCUGACCAUAGACAGGGUUGGCCGUCGCUAUCCCUGGGCUGCGUCAAAUAUGGUGGCAGGAGCGGCCUGUCUGGCUUCGGUUUUUAUCCCUGAUGUGUUUGAGGACAAGCAACCAUGUGCAGAGUGGAUGACUGCUGGGUUUCCCCUCUCAGAUCUACAGUGGCUGAAAAUCACCAUUGCAUGCAUGGGUAGAAUGGGCAUCACCAUGGCCUACGAAAUGGUCUGCCUGGUCAACGCUGAGCUGUACCCCACAUACAUCAGGAAUCUUGGCGUCCUUGUCUGCUCGUCCAUGUGUGACAUUGGUGGCAUCAUCACACCUUUCCUGGUCUACCGGCUCACCGACAUCUGGCUGGAGUUCCCACUGGUAGUGUUCGCUGUAGUUGGCCUUGUUGCUGGGGGACUUGUGUUGUUGCUACCUGAGACCAAAGGGAAGGCUCUGCCUGAGACCAUUGAGGACGCCGAGAACAUGCAGAGGCCAAGAAAAAAGAAAGAGAAGAGAAUUUACCUCCAAGGCAAGAAAGCAGGUCUUCAGCUAAGCUAAAGAGAAAGAGUGUGGUCAGUGCUGGACCAGAGGCAGAGCUCUUCCCACACCACAAACCCACACCACCCAACUACACUUACCCUUGGACUUCACCAGCGGGGAGCCGUAGCCCUCACAGUUCAUUGCGCUCACGUUUCAGACUCUCCUACCAGCCAGGGUCCUCCACCUCACCCUCUCUCAGCAGUCCCAGGAAAAUGGCCAUUGCUUUACUGAAUUUGUUUUUUCACCUUUACAUUUCUUUAUCUGGUUUCUUUCUCCAUAUGACAUCAAACCAAAAUACCCAAGGGAGCUGUGGGUCAGGACAAGCAAAUAUUAAAAAAAAAAGAUCUGAAAAACAAUAAA
Molecule: messenger RNA, 2259 nt
Organism: Peromyscus maniculatus bairdii (prairie deer mouse)
Lineage: Eukaryota; Metazoa; Chordata; Mammalia; Rodentia; Cricetidae
Source: RefSeq, a predicted model, not a curated record